Molecule: messenger RNA, 486 nt
Organism: Spodoptera litura
Lineage: Eukaryota; Metazoa; Arthropoda; Insecta; Lepidoptera; Noctuidae
Cellular component (GO): nucleus
Source: RefSeq, a predicted model, not a curated record
AAUGUGACAUGUGAAUUGUCUUGUGUAUUGAAUGUUGAUCUACUACCUAUAUGACCCAUGUCUAUACUUGUCGUUGUCGUAUCUAAUUAUUUGUGAUUGUUAGACCUGUGAAUCCAAAUAUUGUUUUAUGCCUAGGUACUUCAAACCUUCAAAAAGUUAAAUUACCUUAAAAUGGCUUUAGUCGCAUACGAAAACAGUGACUCGAGUGACUAUGAGGAGGAAACCAAUAAUUAUACUGCUAUUUCUUCAGUGAACACCAAAACUGAAAUCAAACACGAUCCAACAGUAUCGAAGCCUGUUACGACAAUUGAGGAUGAACAAGAGCUACAGCCGGAACAGAAUGAACUGAGCUUAUUUAACUUCUUACCUCAACCAUCGAAACAAAAACCAGCAGUCAUUGAAGAAGAUGAUGAAUUCUUACACAAGAAAGAAAUAACAAAUGCUGUGAAACCUAAAGCCAGGAUAACAGUACCCUCACUGAAUGAU